UGUGGCAGACACGGACAGACGAAGGGAGUUAGUUAUUGCGUCUCCAGUAAGGACCGUUACUUCACCGCUGUUCUUGUUGCUCUUGAUUAUCUGAACUCGGACGAAACGUUACACAGAGUGAACAUGAUAUUAUUUUCUCAUCAGCUUUUCAUCCUCCUAUGGAUUGUUGUCACAGUGGUAUCUUUUUCUGUAGGGGUAGAGUCCAACAACACGGCUCCUGGCACACAUGACAGUCCUGGGCUCACAGAUACAUCCAUGACCUCAGGAGAUAGAUCCACCACCCUCUUAUCCACAAAUACCACAGUCUCCACUGAACCCAGCUCCACCACCACAGACAGAGCCAUCAUCACCACCCAGGACCCCUCAACUGUCCUCCCUAGCACUAAUGACACCUCACCCACAACAGCAGCCAUCUCUAAAACUGAAGAGUCUAAGAGUGCAGUCGUCACCACUGCGACAGAAACAAGAACUACCUCGUCGGUCAGCACAGCAAGGUUGACUUCCUCCCACAAGACCGCAGCGAACACUGUCACUUCCCCUGAGUCGACCGAAAAAGACAGUCCGUCUACAGACAGUGACAUGACAACACCCACCACCACCAUGGAACAUACAGGCCGUACCUCAGCUGAUGUCCCCACAGAGUCAAACACAACUCCAGACAUUAUCCCAACCAGCAGUACCACUGAUACAGGUACACAUGAAACAACAGCUACCAACACAGCUACCACAGAUACAGGUACCACAGAUACAGGUACACAUGAAACAACAGCUAUCAACACAGAUACCACAGAUACAGGUACCACAGAGACAGGUACACAUGAAACAACAGCUAUCAACACAGAUACCACAGAUACAGGUACACAUGAAACAACAGCUAUCAAUACAGAUACCACAGAUACCACAGAGACAGGCACACAUGAAACAACAGCUACCAACACAGCUACCACAGAUACAGGUACACAUGAAACAACAGCUACCAACACAGCUACCACAGAUACAGGUACCACAGAUACAGGUACACAUGAAACAACAGCUAUCAACACAGAUACCACAGAUACCACAGAGACAGGCACACAUGAAACAACAGCUAUCAACACAGCUACCACAGAUACAGGUACACAUGAAACAACAGCUAUCGACACAGCUACCACAGAUACAGGUACACAUGAAACAACAGUUAACGACACAGCUACCACAGAUACAGGUACACAUGAAACAACAGCUAUCAACACAGCUACCACAGAUACAGGUACACAUGAAACAACAGAUAUCAACACAGCUACCACAGAUACAGGUACCACAGAUACAGGUACACAUGAAACAACAGCUAUCGACACAGCUACCACAGAUACAGGUACACAUGAAACAACAGCUAUCAACACAGCUACCACAGAUACAGGUACCACAGAUACAGGUACACAUGAAACAACAGCUAUCGACACAGCUACCACAGAUACAGGUACACAUGAAACAACAGCUAUCAACACAGCUACCACAGAUACAGGUACACAUGAAACAACAGCUAUCGACACAGCUACCACAGAUACAGGUACCACAGAUACAGGUACACAUGAAACAACAGAUAUCAACACAGCUACCACAGAUACAGGUACACAUGAAACAACAGUUAUCAACACAGCUACCACAGAUACAGGUACCACAGAUACAGGUACACAUGAAACAACAGAUAUCAACACAGCUACCACAGAUACAGGUACACAUGAAACAACAGCUAUCGACACAGCUACCACAGAUACAGGUACACAUGAAACAACAGUUAACGACACAGCUACCACAGAUACAGGUACACAUGAAACAACAGCUAUCAACACAGCUACCACAGAUACAGGUACACAUGAAACAACAGAUAUCAACACAGCUACCACAGAUACAGGUACCACAGAUACAGGUACACAUGAAACAACAGCUAUCGACACAGCUACCACAGAUACAGGUACACAUGAAACAACAGCUAUCGACACAGCUACCACAGAUACAGGUACACAUGAAACAACAGAUAUCAACACAGCUACCACAGAUACAGGUACACAUGAAACAACAGUUAUCAACACAGCUACCACAGAUACAGGUACCACAGAUACAGGUACACAUGAAACAACAGAUAUCAACACAGCUACCACAGAUACAGGUACACAUGAAACAACAGCUAUCGACACAGCUACCACAGAUACAGGUACACAUGAAACAACAGCUAUCAACACAGCUACCACAGAUACAGGUACACAUGAAACAACAGCUACCACAGAUACAGGCACACAUGAAACAACAGCUAUCAACACAGCUACCACAGAUACAGGUACACAUGAAACAACAGCUAUCAACACAGCUACCACAGAUACAGGCACACAUGAAACAACAGUUAUCAAUACAGCUACCACAGAGACAGGCACACAUGAAACAACAUCUAUCAACACAGCUACCACAGAUACAGGUACCACAGAGACAGGCACACAUGAAACAACAGCUAUCAACACAGCUACCACAGAUACAGGUACACAUGAAACAACAGUUAUCAACACAGCUACCACAGAUACAGGUACACAUGAAACAACAGUUAUCAACACAGCUACUACAGAUACAGGUACACAUGAAACAACAGUUAUCAACACAGCUACCACAGAUACAGGUACACAUGAAACAACAGCUAUCAACACAGCUACCACAGAUACAGGUACCACAGAGACAGGCACACAUGAAACAACAGCUAUCAACACAGCUACCACAGAUACAGGCACACAUGAAACAACAGCUAUCAGCACAGCUACCACAGAUACAGGUACACAUGAAACAAAAGUUAUCAACACAGCUACCACAGAUAUUGGUACACAUGAAACAACAGUUAUCAACACAGCUACCACAGAGACAGGCACACAUGAAACAACAGUUAUCAACACAGCUACCACAGAUACAGGUACCACAGAGACAGGCACACAUGAAACAACAGCUAUCAACACAGCUACCACAGAUACAGGCACACAUGAAACAACAGCUAUCAGCACAGCUACCACAUAUACAGGUACCAAAGACAGUGAGACCACAGGUUCAAGGAUCACAAAGUCCACCAUCCCACCAACUGGUCAGACCUCUCUCCCAGUAACUGAGGGUAGUACCCUGUCUUCAACACCCCUCUCCGCCACUACAAGGGGUCCUGAGACCGCUCUCCCAGUGACCGAUGGCCUCACGUCCUCAUCCCCCACCGAUACCAUUACAGGGAGCCCUCAUACAGACAAAACCACUGGAACCGAGGGGACUACCGAUUCUACAACCACAGCUGGCACUCCAGCUUUGCCCCCCACCUCCGGCUCUUCCUCCAGCCCACCCUCUCCAGGCUCAACCCAAACCCCAGGCAGCAGCACUGCUGCCCCCGUAGACACCUCCACCACCAACCCUGCCCCCUCACCCACCAUCUCACCUACAGGAGAAACCCCUGGGCAACCGACUAGCAAAACUAGUGAGAGCCCACUUCCUCCUUUCCACACCUCGACCUCCCCUACCGGUGGAAGCACCACCCAGCCAGUGUCAGCCAUCACUGCUGCCACCUCCCUGCCUCCACCCAUCUCCAUAAUGUGUCCCUCCUCUCCCUGUCCGUAUGAUAGCAUCUGUCUCAACGGCACCUGCCAGUGUAUGUCUGGGACCUUCCUCUUAAAGGGCCGCUGUGUACAAGCCCAAGUCUUCUCUGGAGACCUGCAUCUCAACCAGACAUUUCAGGCUGAAAUGAGCAACCGGUCAUCAGAGAUAUUUCAGCAAACAGCAGCCAGGAUCUCAGAGGCACUGAGAAGAGCCUUGGAAAACGAGUCUGGAUACAGUCAAACUGAUGUGGUGCUGCUUCGGCGAGGCAGUGUGAUCGCGACCGUGAACAACGUGUUUAAACUAGGCUCCAGUGCCACCCGGACUUCGACCAAUGCCGCUAUAGAGAAAGCCAUACAAGCCUGUGGGACGACCUGUGUGACCAUACUGCAGAGAGCUACAUUUAACGCCACUGACCUAUGUGAUCAGACCCCCCAACCAUGUGAUGUCCGCUCUACCACGUGCGAGUACAAAGAAGAUGGAGUGACCAGAUGCUCCUGUAAGGCUGGCUACAUCAACAGCUUCUACUCAAACCAAAGCUGCACAGCCUGUCCCAGUGGUCAAAGGUCAGAGGGAGACACAUGUGUGCCAUGCACAUUUGGCUACGCUGGAUUCAACUGCACUGACUCGGCUCUGUUGGCAGUGGUGGUCAUCGCCUGUGUACUGGGGGGAGUCCUCCUCAUCAUGCUGCUGGGCCUGCUUGCAUACUGCUGCUGGUACCGGUCGCAGUCGGUGAAGAAGCCUUCAGCAGAGUUCAGCAGCCCGUACCCUGUGGAGGACUUCCGUGGCCCCUGGUCCACCUCCCAGGGCAUCACCCCAAUCCCCCGGGCCAGCACCAACUGGGCUUCAUCCCCCAUGGAGAUGACCGAGGGGGGCAGCACACACACCCUGGUCGACAUGAAGCCCCACACCAACGGAGCGGGAUUCCACAUCCUGCCUAAACGGGGGAAGAAGACCGGGUCGUAUGACCUGACCUCAGACAGCAUGAACACGUUCAAGGGGAAGAACCCGUCUCGCUACUCCUACCUGGUGCAGGGCCACGAGAACCCUUACUUUAAACCUGCAGAUGAGAGGAGACCCGUAUGAGAACCCUUACUUCAAACCUGCAGAUGACAGGAGACCCAUAUGAUAACCCUUACUUCAAACCUGCAGAUGAGAGGAGACCCGCAUGAGAACCCUUACUUCAAACCUGCAGAUGACAGGAGGGG
This is a messenger RNA of Oncorhynchus kisutch (coho salmon), 4796 nucleotides long. RefSeq names its product mucin-2. Lineage: Eukaryota; Metazoa; Chordata; Actinopteri; Salmoniformes; Salmonidae. The coding region runs from base 124 to 4674 and encodes 1516 amino acids. The transcript has 13 exons. The record is from RefSeq and is a predicted model, not a curated record.